Vicia villosa (hairy vetch) is the source of this 1551-nucleotide messenger RNA. RefSeq lists its product as uncharacterized. Lineage: Eukaryota; Viridiplantae; Streptophyta; Magnoliopsida; Fabales; Fabaceae. The transcript has a single exon. The record is from RefSeq and is a predicted model, not a curated record. Bases 1 to 1551 code for a protein of 516 amino acids.
AUGGAAAUCAAAGUUCGUAAACCGUUCUUCCUUCAUUUCAAGAAAGUGCCUACACCAUUGAAGGUUUUCUGUGACAACAUUUCUAGUUCCCUCAGGUUCAGUGAGUCUCUCAACACACUUGUAAGCUUGGUGCGAACUAAUGUGGAUGAAACUCUUCUCAAUACUAUGAUUCAAUUCUAUGAUCCUCUGUUACAUUGCUUCACUUAUCGAGACUUUCAAUUGGUACCAUCCUUGGAAGAGUUCCCAUUCUUGCUGGGACUUCCUGUACUCGAUCGGAUCCUUUAUACUGGUAAGGAAGAAAACCCUAAGUGGGAAGACAUUGCUGCUGCCCUACACCUACCAAAAGCUGAGAUUGAGAAGGUUUGGAUUAGUAAGAAAGAAUACUCUGGAUUACCUCUUGACUUCCUCUACGAAAAGGCGGAGAUUUUUGCUAAGGCUUCAAGCAUGGAUGCUUUAGAGAGUGUUUUAUCUUUGCUAAUUUAUGGGCAAGUAUUAUUCCACCAUUAUGAUAAAAUUGUUGAUGUGGCUGCUAUCAAGAUAUUCCUCAGUAAGAAUCCCGUUCCUACCCUACUUGGUGACUUAUUACACUCUAUUCAUUUUCGAGCGUCAAAAAGGAAAGGUUGUGUUCUUGGAUGUGCUCCUCUGUUGUAUAAGUGGUUUAUUUCGCACUUACCCCGCUCUAUAAGAAGGAAUGAAGAAGGUUUAACUUGGGCUCAGAGAAUUAUGAAGCUUUCUUUUGACGACGUCAUUUGGUACCAAAAAGAGUUUGAGAUAACUUUGUCGUUUGAUUGUUGUGGAGAAUUCCCAAACAUACCUCUUCUUGGUGUUCGCGGAGGAAUAACCUAUAACCCCAUUUUAGCUCGACAUCAGUUUGGUUUCGCUUUAAAAGACAAGCCAUGUUCCUUAUAUAUUAGUGCAGAAUAUUUCAGCUAUGAUUCUAAUGAAGCUAAGAAAAGAGAUCUCUUCAUUAAAGCCUGGUCAAAAGUAAAGAAAGUUGGUGCAAAAGACAUAGGGAGGAGAAACUAUAUUCCAUUGGAUCCAUACUUCCAAUGGAUUUAUGACCGAGUUGUUGAAUUUGGGAUGCCAUACCCAUCUGAUACGCCUAUAGUACCAAGAAUAGCUCCUCCUGCUGUUCCGGUUGCGUUUGAGCCAUAUGUCCCUGCUCCAAACGAAGAUCUUGUUGCAACUGUUAACCAAUUGAAGAGAGAAAGGGAUGACUUUGAGAGACGUUUGCGAGAAGCUGAAGCUGAAAAAGAAGUGUUGAUAGCAAAUGCUAAAGAGCGGGAGGCUUUACUUGACUAUUUUUCUCGCAAAUGGAAGAUUGAAGAUUUUAUUUCUCCGGAUCAGAUCAACUCAUGGGAAGAGGAGAUUUCCAGGCUUGUCCAAGAACGAGAAGAUAUGAUCAAGGCACACAAGGAAGAAGUCAGGACUCUGAAAAGGAAGCGUCGUGAGGAAGACAAAAGUCCCAGAAUUUUGAUUUUUACAUUUUUAUUUAUUAUUAUUUAUUCUUUUUUUUCGCAUCUUCACUUUGAUGUAACCAAUGGAUUAUGA